AGCACUGGAACAAAACAGGAAAAGGAGUGGUCAUGUGACGUAUGGAUUGUUUCGCGAAAAAUCUUAGCUAGCUGCACAGCUAGCUAAAGUAUCUAAUCAUCAUUACAUUUUUUAACGCAGCAUAAUUUACAUAAAUGUGAAUAUUAAACUUCCAGCAGAGUCAUGAAUGGGAGUACAAAUCCGCUCUUGGACAAAGAAGAACAUGUUUUGAAGCUCGGAGAGAGCUUUGAGAAGAGGCCAAAAUCGUCAUUUCACACCAUCAGAUAUGAUUUCAAACCAGCUUCAAUUGACACAAGCUGCGAAGGAGAGUUGCAAGUCGGUAAAGGAGAGGAAGUCACCAUCACAUUACCUCACAUUCCAGUAAGAGGCUCUACACCACCCAUGACAGUAUUCAAAGGGAAUAAGCGGCCAUAUCAGAAAGACUGUGUUCUUAUCAUCAAUCAUGACACUGGGGAGUACAUGCUGGAGAAGUUGAGCAGCAGUAUCCAGGUCAAGAAAACCAGAGCGGAGGGCAGCAGUAAGAUCCAGGCCAGGAUUGAGCAGCAGUCGGUGCGUGCCACUGCCACCCAGCCUCCAGCGCAGUUCCGUGCCCCCACUAAGCCUGGUGCAGGCGCCAAGACCUCCCCCUCCCCUUCCAAGGACAACCCCUCCCCUGAGCCCCAACUAGAUGACAUCAAGAGAGAGCUGCGAGCGGAGGUGGAGGUUAUUGAACAAAUGAGCAGCAGUAGCGGCAGCAGCUCAUCUGACUCUGCCAGUGGCUCUGGUAGUGGGGACGACAGCUCCAGCAGUGAUGGGGAGCAUGACGCCCCUCACCCCCAACCUAUCCCACUCCCUCUCCCCCACAUCCAGCCCUCCCCCAACCGUAAUCCCAUGGCCAACGGAGGAGCAGACAGGCAACAGGGCAGCAACCAGCUGAUGAACACGCUCAGGAACGACCUCCAGUUGAGUGAGUCAGGCAGCGACAGUGACGACGACUGAACUGCCCCCAUCUACCUCUCAUUAUCACACCAUCUUGCUCUCCUCUUUCUUCUCUUUGCCUGGUUCCGUUGUUUUGCUGCUGUGGCAACCGACCCAACUGUAAAGUCUAGUUUUAUUGUUUUUUUUUUAUAUCUCUUGAGAAACUGGCCAACCUUAAGAUUUAAUAGUGUAUUUUUUGAUUAGCUGUAUAUUUUGUUUUGUAUUUUUAAAUCCUUUUACAUAUGAAAACAUGCUAAAGAAUAUAUAUUAGAAUGCAUAUAUAUAUUUUUUCUGUAGUUAGAGCUCCUAGUUGUAUCAACUUGUAUCACAAGUCUUUGUUGUUUUCUUGUUUCAUCACAAGGGGAGGGGCUUAUUUGGACUAUAUCACCCCCAUCUUCCCUAUUUAUCUGGAAAUCAAAAGAAGGCACUGAAAGCAUUUCACCCAUUCCAUGUUUUUAUCAGUAUCAUGACACUUUCAAAAUCAGUCUUUUAAGAGGCCAGGAUGCAGCUCACAUCAAUCUUAAGCUAUAGAGGAUACUAAAGGACAUACUCAUAUUUUUCUUGUAAAAUCAGUUUCAAUUGACCACUUACUAAAGUGUUUAGCUGGAAUAUUGACCUGUUCUGGUGAACAUUUCAUCAUACCCUUUAUAGUUAAUAUUCUACUAUUUCCACAUCUAUUAUUUGACUUUCUUAUUCUGUCUCACUCAAUAGCUAGAUUACCAUCCAAUUGGUGACAGAUUUUCAUGCGAACAUUCUAAAAUCUGCAUUAAAACAAUAUGUGCAUAUUCCCACCAGAUAUGUUUCCAUCAAAUCGAUUUGUUGCGGAUAACAGUAUGUGUGUGAUGACGUAGUGCACAUAAAUACAAGUUUAAUGGGUUUCCAUCGCAUUUUAAACUACUAAUGUUGCGUUAUAUUGCGAAUCUCUGGUCUGCACGUGCGCUCUAGCCAACAGCUCGCAGGUAGGCUAGUCUACAUGAUGAGAUUAUUAUGGAUAAAGCGUGAUUAUCUUUUAUUUGUCAAGCGGCAGCCUAGCAUCGAUCAUCAUGUCACCAGAAUAAGACCCUCGAUAUUUAUUGGAAAGGCUCAUCACCGUGCACUUUCACCACCAUGUAAAGUUUAUCAUAAUUUAUUUCAUAUCGCCUAAUAAACUGCAUGCUUGUCGUAGUGGGAGGACCACACAAUAUCAUCACAUGACUCCAAAUUGAUUUCGAUAUGAUAUUUAUAUCAAUAUUUGCACAUGAAGGCGUUUCCACUGCCAUUUCUCGCAUUAGUAAUUCUACAGACACACUGUCUACUGUGUUUUGUCGAAAUUUGGAAAGUUUACCGAUAAAAAUGUGUUUUUUCCACCAGUCCUGUCGUGGCAUUGUUUUAUCCGACAUGUACUUUACUCGCGUGAAAAGGUUGGAUGGAAACCUGGUUACUGGCCCAACCAUAUAUCACUGUCCCAAAUUCCCAACCGUAUAGCACUGUCCCAAAUUCCCAACCGUAUAUCACUGGCCUAGUUUCAGACCAGUGUAGACAUUGAAGCCAAAGAAGCAAAACAAGUAGUUUUUAGAAUACAGACACCGAACUUCUAUUUUUACUUAGAAAUGCGUCUAUUUUCACUAGAUGUUGAGUUAUUCAUAACAUGUAAACGCUGAUAUAAAAUGACCACUUGUUUUUUUCAUCAGUUCCAAAGAUUCAACUGAUUUGGAGUGAUAGCAGUCACGUUGGAUCACAUAUUUUAAUUUAGCAACUGUUGUGACAGAGAAUAUCAUUUGAUACUCUAUAUCAUGUGCCCUGUAACAAAACAAUCCCUAAUCCAAAAUAUCUUGAUGUAUCCCCCAUAGAGAUGUGACGUUGUGGCUGUAUCCCAGUGGGCACUCCACGUAAUUUAAACGUGGAAAUGUAGGUAAUAUUUGGUUGAGACGUUGAUCAAUGAAAUUUCAACCUUUAUUCACCCACUCAAAAAGUUAGCCAGAAGUUUGUUGAAUUUCCGGUGUGUUAUCACUAUGCAUUCAACCAUCCAAAUGCACAAUCAAAUUCCAAUUUGAAAAACGGUGAUUUCUAGUGUAGUUAUAAUCUAAAUGUUAUCACUGCGCUUUCAACCAUUUUAAACCGCAAGGUUCAAAUGGGAAUAAAACGUCAGAUAAUUUGUAUUUAUACAACAAUUUAAUAGCACGACCAAAUGACCUGGAUUGCAGCUGUACAAAGUGAUCAAUAAGGUUCGAGAUUCUGCGCAGAUUAUUAUAGGUAUUGUAAAGAUCUCCACAGACCUGCGGUGUUUGAACAUGCACGCUUUCAAUUAUUACAGAAGACAUUUAUAGUUACUGUAGGCUAACCUGAAAAUGUGACCAUGGAUGUGUGUUACUAAUUUUAAGAUGGAAUAAAUACUGUUACAUUAGUUUGUAAAAUAGCCUUAACUUUAGGCUAUUUACUGUAUUCCAAAAGUCAGCCAAAUAUCAACAUUUUAAAGGAUAUCUAAUGCUUGGAUGGUUUCAUCCUAUUUUUUAACUUUUAUUUUUGGUUAAAUUGGAGACGUGAAUCCAACAUAUCAUUUGUUAACUUGUCGUCAAGUUAAUAUGCUAUUUACUGUAUUGCAAAAGUGAUAUUGAAUUGUGUUUGGUUGUCAACACACCUCCUUCAAAUGUUGAUAUUUGGUUGUAUCUUUUUUGCCCUGAUUUAGUAUAGCUUUAAUUCCAAUUUGUCUACAAAUUAACAAUUUAUAUGUUGAAUUAUUGUCGCCAUCUCAACCAAGAAUCAAAAUGAAAGAAUGUGACUAAAUCAAAUCAAAGUUUAAGUGCAUUUAAAGUCAGAUGUGAUUUAGUCCUAUUCUUUAACUUAGAUUGUUGGUUGAGAUGGAGACAUGAAUCCAACAUAUCAAUAAUUCAUUUGUAGACAAACUGGAAUUAAAGCCAGACUAAGUCAGUGGCACAGAUGGAACUAUCCAAUCAGAAGAUAAAUCUCCUUCAAAUGUUGAUAUUUGGUUGCAUUGACAACUAAAUACUAUUCAAUAUCCAGUUUGUCUACAAAUUUUAUAAUUGAAAUGUUGGAUUUGCGUCUCCAUCUCUACCAAAAAUCUAAGUUAAAGAAUAGUACUAAAUCUAGUCAAACUUUAAAUGCAAUUUACAUAAACUUUGAUGUAGUCCUAUUCAUUCACUUAGUCCUAGUCUGGUCAGUGACAAAUAUCAAAGCUAAGCAGGGCUGGGCUUGGUUAAAACCCUGGAUGGGAAACCAAAUUAAUAGCUGAAUAUAGAUCAACUCUCCAACAGAAGGUGCUGCUGAACCUAUUGUUAUUUUUCUGAUAGUGGAUAUGUCGUUGAAGAUCUAAUGUUGUUUCAAAGGUACAAAUUCAACAUAUUUUAUACAAGGUUUGUCUAUGUUGAAAAUUGGUUACAACGAUGACAUAAUCCCGUGGUUGAAAUUCCACCCUCAAAAUAAAUUGACAUUGAUAACUUUUUUUAAAUCCAAUAUAUUUUCCACAUAGAUUCCAUGUCACAAAACAUUGACAAAUUUACGUUGAACCAACGUUGAUUCAACCGGUUUAUGCCCAGUGGGAUGUGUGUUCAUAAGGUGCUUACAUGGUAUUUAACUGGUGCUGUUUUGUGUCUGGGAAAUCAAGCAAGUGAUGUGUAUACAAAUUUAAUAUAACGUUUUGUUUUCAGAGCAGUUUGGAUCCAUGUAGUUGGAUGCUAUUUCCAAUUUGUGUCUCUCUGGCCUCCAGUGUUAUUUCUGACCCAUACUGUUACUGUCCCAGUACAACCUCUCUUGCCACAUUUAUCGAGGUGGUUGACUUAUUGCGUUUUUCUCUAGGUUUUGUGCUUUGAGGUGUAUUAAAGUGUGCACAUGUAUUUAAAUUGAAUUAACUUUUUAUGUGUUGACCUCACAUCAGUCAACCAAAAUAAAGGAAGAAAACAGUCA
Oncorhynchus mykiss (rainbow trout) is the source of this 4857-nucleotide messenger RNA. Its product is annotated as ELL-associated factor 1. The record is from RefSeq and is a predicted model, not a curated record. Gene Ontology annotation, cellular component: super elongation complex. Lineage: Eukaryota; Metazoa; Chordata; Actinopteri; Salmoniformes; Salmonidae. Gene Ontology annotation, biological process: transcription elongation by RNA polymerase II. Gene Ontology annotation, molecular function: transcription elongation factor activity.